AAAUCCAACUCAGAGCACUCUUAAGGCUGUGAAUUAGACCUCCAAAAAGAGAGAGAGAGAUAGAACUCCUUCUAUCUCCAAAGAACCAGACGAGGAAGACGACUCCAAAUAAGGCUAUUCUCGCAUCUCUCCCACCCGCUCUUUUUGUUUUUGGUCCUUCUUAGACGUCUUAAUUUCCAUUUAACCAUCUCAAGAAUGGGAGAUUUUGUGGAAAAAAAAAUUCAGUGAAGCAACAACGAAAUUACCGUCGUGGGAACGAAAUUGCGCGGCCUUGGGGGAUCACACGAUUUGGAAAAAAUCACUAAAUGACUUCUCGAAUUCUCGCGGCCGCGGCAAAGAAGAUCGGAACCGCAGCAGCGAAGCGGCAAGCGCUGACCUUGACGGACGCUGCCGCCGCCAGAAUACGCAACCUGCUACAGCAGCGCCAACAGCCCUUCCUCAAAUUGGGCGUCAAGGCUCGCGGCUGCAACGGCUUGUCGUACACUCUCAACUACGCAGAUGAGAAGGGGAAGUUUGAUGAAUUGAUUGAGGACAAGGGUGUGAAGAUACUGAUUGAUCCAAAGGCCCUCAUGCAUGUGAUUGGGACCAAGAUGGAUUUUGUAGAUGACAAACUCAGGUCCGAGUUCAUAUUUGUCAAUCCGAACUCUAAAGGGCAGUGUGGCUGCGGUGAAUCUUUCAUGACAACUUCCAAUUCUCCAGCUGCAAAGCAGGACAUUGGUUAACACUUAUGUUGAACUUGUGAUGGAUCAAGACUCUAAGGAACCCUUCAUUUUAUACUUCUAUUACUCAAAAGUUUCUCCUGUUGGUGACAUCUUGGAGCAGCCACACUAACAGGUCCUUCAGUGUAUACUGUAUACAUUCUUCUCUGAAACCGAUGCUAAUUGGGCUUACAAGAACUUUCUGUAAUCCUGCCAUAUAUGCUUUGCUGAUGUAAAUGUUAUAGCGGAAAGAACUGGAACGUCUUAAAGCAGCUGUCAUGUAAAAUCUGUUUGAAAUGAAACUGGUUUUCAUUAGCAUCACAUGGCCAUGGUCAUCGGUGCUAAUUUUGGCUUCAA
This is a messenger RNA of Alnus glutinosa, 1055 nucleotides long. Its product is annotated as iron-sulfur assembly protein IscA-like 1, mitochondrial. Gene Ontology annotation, biological process: iron-sulfur cluster assembly. NCBI's taxonomy places the organism in Eukaryota, Viridiplantae, Streptophyta, Magnoliopsida, Fagales, Betulaceae. The transcript has 3 exons. Gene Ontology annotation, cellular component: cytoplasm; mitochondrion. Gene Ontology annotation, molecular function: 2 iron, 2 sulfur cluster binding. The record is from RefSeq and is a predicted model, not a curated record. The coding region runs from base 306 to 722 and encodes 138 amino acids.